UUUUUGUCUUAAGGGUAUUUUAGUCAUUUCAAUCCCAAAAUGGUACAUUUUAUACAUUUUUUUUUAUAGUGGGUAUAUUUUUAUUUUUGUCUUUCAAAUAGGAAAAAUACUACCCAUUAACCCCUUUUUUUUAUAAUUAGUCACCAAAAAAGAAAAGAAGAAUAGAAAAUUGCUGAAGAAGAGGAGCGCCAAUUUGGGUCCCAGAGAAGAAAGUUGUGUUGCAACAAAUUCAAAACUCCCUCUUCGCCAACAAAUUUAUCAGAAAUGGAGCGUCCGAACCCUAGAAUCGCCGUUCCAUGGUCUGAUCUUCCACCGGAACUUCUCGACAAGAUCGCCAAAAGCCUCGUGGCCGGAAUCGACGUCCGCCGCUUCCGUGCCGUCUGCCGUUCCUGGCGCUCCUCCACUCCACCCUACAAAUUCCCAACCAUCGAGCUCCCUUUCUUUGACGACCGCCGAAAUUCCAUUCACAAACACAGCGGCGCCUACUUCAUUCUGAUCGAGAGGAUCGUCUACCGCAUCCAAUUGCCAAACAGCAAAAACCCCGACUUCUGGUUGGUCAAGUUGGAGAACGUUGAUAACGACAAAGUGAGGAUCAUAAAUCCGGUGACGCACCGGAAAAUCGAGAUAUCGCCGGCGGUCGAGAUGCCGAAGGUGUUGAAUACUCUGGAUUUUCACGUGUCUGAGGUGUGCAAGGCUUACGCUCUCAGGUACGUGAAUCCUUCAAAGAAAAAUGAUGAUUAUUAUGAUUAUAGAUACGCUAAGAAAGUCGUGUUCUCUGCCAACGCGGAGACUGGCGAGUAUGUUGUGAUGAUAAUCGACCUCCGUAGUAGACUGUUGCGCAUAAGCUCAGACCGCAAGAAGUGGACUCUGUUUCAUGGUAGUGUUGGUGACUAUAAUUUUGCAGCAGCGAGAUUUUAUGAUGUUGCGAACGUUAAGGGGAAGCUGUGUGCAGCUGAUGCCUCUGGAGAUAUUUGGGCGUUUGAUUCCAAGUUUGGGUGGAGAAUAGGUAGUUACGAUGGCGAUCCCGCUUUCAAAAGACGGUUGGUGGAGUUGUGCGAUGGGGAGUUGGUUUUGGUUGAGGAAAUGGAGAAGGUCAAUGGACCCUGCGCUCUCAUUUUCCGAGUUAAGCAGCCGGUUGUAGACGUCGCCAUGUAUGCUCAGUCUAAGCUGUUGACGAAUUGGCAUGAUAUCAAGGCGAAUCACGGGUGCAUUGUUGUUGUAGGUGAUGAUUGUUCCUUCUAUAUUCCCAGAAAAGAACUCAAGGCAGCUCGGGUUUUCUACACGGAUCGGUACUCGUUUCUUCAAAAUGAGAUUCUUGCUGCCACCGGCGACUAUACCUGUUUCGAGUGUGAUUGCAGGGGGGAUGUCUGUACUUGCAUUGACGAAUUAGAAACUGUAGCGGCUGAUGAUGAGGUUGCGAACGAUGAUGUUAAGCGUAUGUUUGAAGGAUUUUGUGGCCAGGAUAUUGGUGUGUAUGAAUCGGAAACUGGGGAAACAGGGACAACACUGAUGUUCCCUGAAUAUGCAAGCAUAUUUUGGCCUCCUCCUGCAUGGCUCACCCUUGAUGCUUCUUCUUGAUCUUGAAGGCAAUCGUCGACAGCGGCAGCCUAUUGGUCGCUGUUGCUCGCCAGAAAUCAAGGGAGAGGGUGGAGGCCGGAAGUUGGGGAUCCAGAGAUUCAGGGGUAGAGGAAGGGGAGAAGGUGAAAGGCGAGAGAGAAGAAAACAGAGGCAAUCAGUGAAAUUCCUAUCGCCGCCCUCUGAUUUAGAGACAAGGGAGGCCGCGAUGGCUGCCGUUGCCAAGGAAGGAGGAGGUGCCGGAGUAGGUGUGCGUAGUGGGUUUGGGUGGCACAAUAUCUAUGUCUGGGUGUGUGCAUCCUAUUUCGAAAGAAGGGAGGGCGAAAGUGGUUGUCGGAGGUGCUGCUGAGAGCGGAGGAGAAAAAGGGUGCGACCGAAAUGGAGAGUCAUGGUUGUUGUCGGUGGCGGUAGCUUACGGUUGCUGACCGUCCGGCACACAGAGAAUGAGAGUAUUGAUGAGAGCGGCGGCCAUGGUUAGUGUUGUGGUUGCCAGAAUUCGAAAUAGGGAGGCGGGGGAAUUGGGGAACUAGGAUUUUCAGAGGCGGUGGUGUCGCUUGAUACACGGGCAGCGGCGACUGAUUUGAGCAUGCUUGUGUGGAUGGUCAUGGAGUGAGAUGAGGGAGGCACGACGGUGGCAAGAGGACGUUAUCCCGUUGGAGAAGAGAAAUGAAGAAAGAAGACGUUGGAUGGGCCCACACAGAUUAAAAAUAAAAGAAAAAAUAAUUUUUGGACGGAAUAGUGACAUACGUUAAGCCUCCGGAUGAAUUUGCAUACUAAUCAACACCCUAGGGUGUUAAAUGCGACAAAUGUUGUCAUAUGGUUAUUUUUGUCCGAAUGGGGACAACCUUGAGGUUGUAUUUGAUAUUUAACCCAUAAAAAUAGUAUUGGAUGGUCUAUAGUUUACAAAGAUGAAUUGAAAUUUUAGGAUAUUUUAGCGGCCCUUGAUAGUUUCUAUUA
Messenger RNA from Salvia miltiorrhiza (redroot sage), 2532 nucleotides. Its product is annotated as F-box protein SKIP23-like. Gene Ontology annotation, molecular function: protein binding. The record is from RefSeq and is a predicted model, not a curated record. Bases 265 to 1578 code for a protein of 437 amino acids. The transcript is spliced from 3 exons. Lineage: Eukaryota; Viridiplantae; Streptophyta; Magnoliopsida; Lamiales; Lamiaceae.